AGAACAGCGCUUCCACUCUGCCUCUGCGCUGGGGCCAUGCCCAUGCUCCUCCACUACCGCACUCCGUGGAACUCGGCUGAUUCCGAGAAGUUCUGCUUGGGGCCGUUCCAGGCAGGGACGGGACCAUGAUGAUCCACAUGUGCCCCGGACUUGCGCACAUGACGAUGGAGAUGCUUGGCAUUGAGAAGAUGCGAUGAAACGUUUACAGGCGUCAAUCGGACCGACAUCAGGAAGUGUGACCCCCGCCGCGUCCACGGAACCGGUGGACAUCGCCCCCUCCCCCCACUCUGGACCCUCCGACGCCCAGCCUCCCCCGGUAGGCCUCGCAGCGGCAGUAGGAGGGAGCGACGGAUUCGGCAAGUACCCGGCGACGCCCGGUUCCGCGCUCGCCCACCCCAGGGUCAUCCCCGUGCCCGUCGCCGCCGCUUUGAGCAGUUUGUCGUCGCUGACGACCGCUGCCGUAGCGGCUUCUCGAGUUCCCACUCCAGGGACGAAUCAAGCAUUUGCAUUGAAGCCGGUGAUUACGACCGCCCCUGCCCCUUUGGUUGCGUCGAUCCCCGGUAAGGACUCUGGUAGCACCAUCACCAACAGUGGAGUGACUGCUUGCAAUACCGGUACGGUCGUGUGCACGCCGCCUCCCCCAGCUCCUAUGCAAGCCAGUGUCCAGCAGUACCCCAUUCAAGCGGGAUAUCCGCCCAUUCCGCCGUCUCAGCAUCCGCCUAAUGUGAUGCCUCCUUCGAUGGGACCUGGAAUUCAUCCUGUUCCUGGGCCGGGGCCAGGGGUUCUCCAUGGCCAUGCUGUGGCGCCCGUGCCGGGAGCGCCGACGAAGGUCAUCCCUACUCCUGCCCGUUCCAACCCAGUCCCGUCGCCUCCAGCUCCACCCGCACGGCAAAGGGUUCACGGACCCUUGGGAAGUCCGUCGCCCCCGUCAGGUCCGCCUCUCCCUACGUCUCAGCAACAGCAACAGCAGUUCCAGAGGCUGAAAGUGGAAGAUGCCCUUUCCUAUUUGGACCAAGUGAAAUUCAAGUUCGGUAAUCAACCUCACGUCUAUAAUGACUUCCUUGACAUCAUGAAGGAGUUCAAGUCUCAAAGCAUUAAUACCCCAGGAGUCAUCCAGAGGGUGUCAAAUCUCUUCAAAGGGCACCCAGAGCUGAUUGUUGGGUUCAACACCUUCCUCCCUCCUGGCUAUAAGAUUGAGGUCCAGACCAAUGGCCAGGUCACGUGCCCAUCAUCGGGGAAUGCAACCCUACACACGACAACAGUGGUGCACACUCCUCAAGGGAUUCACACGCAUCACAGCAGCAGUCCGGCUCCUCUUACGCUGCCACCACAGCCAUCUAUUCAUCCUGCACCCUCAGGACCUCCAAUAGGAGCACCAGUUGCCCCAACUGCCAUUCCUCCCAGACCUCUCAUACCACCAUUGGUAACCCCUACAAAUGUACCACAGAGUAAAACACCACCUCAUCAACCUCAAGGAGCCCCUCUUCCUGCUCACAUCACGAGCACAACACCUCGGACAUCACGUGAGAGUUCCCCCCAUCUCGUGGGAGAACCGAGCUACCUCCCUGCACCUCCUCCACAUGUUCCUCCUCCUACCAUUUCUGGUCCUCCAGCAUCUCACCACGUUCCAACAGUACCUGCUCUUCCACCUUCUCAGCCAGCUGAACCAAUUGUGCAGCAAAGAUCUCCUCAGUCACUUGUUGCACCACCCCCUGCAGCACCUCAAAAUCAGCCCGAAUUCAACCAUGCCAUUAAUUAUGUGAACAAAAUCAAAAAUCGAUUUCAAGGGCAGCCUAAUGUGUACAAGCAAUUUUUGGAGAUAUUGCAUACCUACCAGAAGGAGCAGCAGCAUCAACGAAGCAUGAAAGAUGGUGGACUAGGCCCUGGCUUUGGGAAGAGCCUCAGUGAGGCUGAAGUUUACACCAAGGUUGCUAGACUCUUUGAGAACCAAGAGGAUUUGCUGCAAGAGUUUGGUCAAUUCUUGCCUGAUGCCACUAAUGGAUCAAUGUUUGGUGAGGCAUGGACUGCUUUCAAGGUGAAAAAGCCGGUGUCAUCAAAGGUCACAUCUAAUGAUCACGUGUCGGCAUCCAAGCGGCCUCCUGUGAAAACCCUUCCCAACUCUCAGAGUACAUUCCAUCCCCACAAUCAGGUCAUCCCACCUGUUCCACCAGCCCCUGCAACCAAAGCCCCCAUGCCCAAUGCCUCCAUUCCUCCUUACCCACCUGUGAAGAGACCUCCUGGUCUGUUGGGUACUGUCCCUGGACAGCCACAGUUGCCAGGACAGGGACAACCACCUGCAAAGAAGCCUCGCAUGACAAGUAUUAGGGAUGUCUCAUUGGCUGAGGCUGCCAAGUAUGGAACCCUCAAUGAAUUUGCAUUCUUCGACAAGGUUCAUAAGGCCUUGGGGACUGGUGUGGUGUAUGAGAAUUUUCUUCGUUGCCUCCUGCUAUUUAACCAAGAAGUGAUCUCAAGAGGAGAACUGCUACAAAUUGUUCAACCCUUCUUGGCUCGGUUCCCUGAUCUCUAUCGAUGGUUCAAAGACUUCAUUGGGUUCAAGAAUGGUGCACAUGCUGUCAUUGAACCUAUUCCCAAUUCAGCUCUGAGAGAGAGGUCCGACAAAGUUGGCUUGGCACGAGCCAUGGAAAUAGAUUAUUCAACAUGCAAACGACUGGGGGCAAGUUAUUGUGCUCUUCCUAAGACCUUUGUCCCACCAAGAUGCACUGGUGAGACAGAAUUGAGCAAGGAGGUGCUCAAUAUGACAUGGGUCUCAUUCCCAUCCUGGUCUGAGGAUUCAACAUUUGUCAGUUCUCGCAAGACCCAGUUUGAAGAACAGAUCUACAGAUGUGAGGAUGAACGCUUUGAGCUGGACACAGUCCUGGAGCUUAAUGCUUCUGCAAUCAAGUCCUUGGAAGGAGUGAUGAAAAAGAUCUCCCAUAUGUCACCUGAAGAACAGGCCAGGUUUCGUCUCGAUGAUACUCUUGGUGGCAGAUCCACAGUCCACAAUCAGCGUGCAAUCAAGAGGAUCUAUGGGGAGCGAUCUCCUGAAAUCAUUGAAGGGCUAAAGAAAAAUCCAGCUGUUGCCAUCCCAGUGGUCCUGAGGAGGCUAAAAAUGAAGCAAGAGGAAUGGCGCGAGGCACAGAAGGGUUUCAACAAGAUAUGGAAUGAACAGAAUGAAAAGUACUUCCUCAAAAGUCUGGAUCACCAAGGUAUCAACUUCAAGCAGACUGAUGUGAAGUACCUUCGCAGUAAGAGUCUUCUGAAUGAGAUCGAGACUCUGUAUGACGAGCGAACGGAGCAAGCAGAAGAUAAUGGGAUGGAUGCACCAAGUGGACCACACCUCACUUUGGAGUAUCCAGAUCGAUCCGUGCUCAUCGAUGCAGGGAAUCUCAUGAUUCAUCAUGCCAGGCGACAACCUGGAAUCACCAAGGAUGACAAGCGUCGUAUAAAGACCAUCGUCCGCCACACUGUCCCUGAUCUCUUUCACAUGCCACGACAGGAGCUCUCAGAUGAUGAGGAUGAAGAAGAAGAUGGGGAAGGAGGGAAUUGCAAAGAGAGUGAGAAACUAGUAGAGAAGGAGCCUAAUGAAAAGAGACGCAAUUGGAAUCAGACUGAAGAAACAGAACAUGUCAGGAGCAAGGAUUCCAAGAAAGAAGGGAAAAAAGAGCAGGACUGUAAGUCUCCUGAAUCUGACCCAGACUUCCCUCCAUCGAGUGAAUCAGCCAUGGCCUAUUCCAACAAUCCGGAUGAGGAGUACAGUAUGUUGCUGGGCAAUAAUCCCUGGUAUGUGUUCCUGAGGCUUCAUCACCUGCUCUGCACUCGAUUAGCCAAAAUCCUCCAUGCUGCAGCAGGUUUGGCUGCAGAAGAGAAACAGGAGAAGAAACAGCAAUCUCCCUCAGUUGCUGUUGCACUGAGGCUCAGACCCAAGAGUACGCUUGAAAUUCCAUGUCUUCAAGUGGUAUCAAAUGCAGCUGCACAGUUUUUUCAUACCUUUUUUUGCAUUAUUUUUGCCUCAGGAGAGAUUGAGAUUGAAGACUAUUAUCCAGCCUUUCUGGACAUGGUGAAGAAUUAUCUGGAUGGGAAUCUGGACUCAAGUGCUUAUGAGGACACCCUGAGGGAAAUGUUUGGCAUUCAUGCAUAUGUGGCCUUUACCCUUGACAAGCUCAUUUCUAAUGCAGUUCGACAGUUACAAAACAUUGUGACAGAUGAGGUGAGUACCAAGUGCUGGACACUGUACCAAACCCAAGCAAGCAAAAACGCCACAGGUGGUCGUGUGGAUACUGCUCACAUGAGAUAUGCAAAGGAAUAUGCAUAUCAAAGGAAAGGGGAAAUGCUUCUGCCUGAUGAGAACUGUUUCAAGAUCAUUAUUUUCAAGAAUGAUUGCAAGAUGAGCAUUGAGCUGUUGGACACUGAUACACGUGAAGAGAGUGAUGGUGAGCGGGAUAGCAACAUCCAUGAAGCAGGGAAGUGGUCUGAGUAUGUGGACCAAUACCUGAGGCAAGGAAGAGAGGAAUCUGAAGAUAACAACAAAGUCAAAUAUUCUGGCAAUAUUAGUGAUAAAUUGAGGGAGGUUCUCCUGCGCAAGCCAGUGUUUUUACCAAGAAACCUGAGCAGGUGUCCAAGGGAUCGAAUUCGGUUCAUCGCUCGAGAUCACCCUCAAGAUGGCAACAACAGGUUACGGCCUACUGUAGAACUGGAGGAGGGGAAGGAGUAUUUAGACCUCCUCCUGGAACCCCUGAAGGAUCGGAUGAAGGAGACUGACGAAGCCGAGAAGGAGCGAGGGCCGAUCGUUGAAGACAACCUCCAGUGCCGAUUCCAGCUCAAUAAUCGGCGGAUGGUGUUCGUUGGCAAUUCUGCAUUUCAUUUGUACCACGAGAAGGCACUGUCGAGGGCUCACCAGAGUCAUGAGCCAGUGUCGCACAGACUGAAUUCUCGGUUUCGUGAUUGGCAUGCAAAGUGGACUUCGGAGCAUGUGAGUGACAGCCAGCAGAAGUCCACUUUGGAGUGGCUGCUGGGGAAACGGGACAGCCUCCGUACAAAUAGAACGGAAGUGUUUACGGACAACGACGUGAAGCGGCCGCCGUAUGUGACGUACAAUCGCUACCGUGUCGUCCCCGGUCCGGGGUUCUCGUCGGACCGCGAUCGCCGCGACGAUGGCACAUGACCUCGCUCUGUCUUUUUUCUUGCCUCUGCAGACCUCUCUUCAUUCGCUUGGGGCCCCAAUGCCACCUCAGUCUGGUAUAUACCAAGGAGUAUAUAAGAGGCUACAAGUGAAACAAAUCUAAAGACAUUUAUGGUCUGCUAUUCCCUCCCCCCUCUGGUGCAAAGCAUUGUUUUUUUGAUGCUCACUUUUAGGCAAGGAAAUUGGGGCCCCAUGCCGCUCAAGUACAAAUGAGGAUGGUUGAAUUUGAUUGGUUUAGCUGUGAGCAGAGCUGGAUGCUGACGGUGCUGCCCUGCCUGCUGUCUCUCGUUCUUUGUUCCGACUUCUGGUUUUCUUUUCAGGUUUUUUUCCGUCUUUCUUUCUCGAUGAGGGUCAAGAGUAUCUAUUUUUUAAAGAUGUGAAAAAGAGGGGCAGGCCGUGAUAGGAACAGUACCUGCCCAGGAUUCAUGCUGGCUUUUCUCUUUCUCCUUUCCGCCCUUAUUUUUGGAAAUGCCCGUCUCCAUCCCCCUCUCAUGAGUCAUGACCAUUCCUGUGGGAACAUGUUGAAUCCAUGCAAAGCGAAUGGAUUUUUUUUUAGUGUAUUAAUAAAACUGAGAGGUUUUUCCUUUUCCCA
Molecule: messenger RNA, 5771 nt
Organism: Darwinula stevensoni
Lineage: Eukaryota; Metazoa; Arthropoda; Ostracoda; Podocopida; Darwinulidae
Source: the annotation of a GenBank genome assembly